CCGUUUUUCACCGGGAUGCAGUACGUCCGUCCCAGCGCUCCACUCUCGGGACACUCAUAUAGGAGUCGUACACGGCUAAGGUAUCCCCGGACAACUGCAAGAGAGGCGUCGUCGUCAAUAUCUCCUGUGUCUUGAUAACUCGUCAGUCAUGGACACCACCACCUAUGGCAUACCAUACAUUCUAGAGGAUAAAACGGGAGAACUCGCUGGAUCCGACUUCAUUGACAUCAAUGAUCGGUUACGUUUGCGUCUCCGUUGCACAGCCCAGGUCCAAACACAUACAGCGUACAUGAUUCACAAUGUGACUCAUGGACACGAACGCGAAGUUUCCCGUGCACUGGUUGCUCUCGCUUUUGGCCCAGACAACUCUAUGGGCACGAUUACAUUCGAAUCACGGUCGCCCCUGGCGAUGGGCGAGUACCUAAGAAGGGUGUCACCGUUUGCCAGUUCCAGGUCGAGGAAAUUCCUGGCAUCAGAUGGGGAAGAGUAUCAAUGGAGUUGGCGUGCUACGAAAGGCUAUGAAUGGACUUGCACUCGUCAGAACCAGCAACUGGUGGCGACAUAUUCAUUGAAGGUGGUCGGGGAACCUGAGUACAUUAGCUCCUCGGGGUGCGUGCUGACAAUUGACGAAGCGUAUCCCCAUCUUGCAGUAGAGAUACUUGCCACGUUGACAAUUAUGAGGCACAUAGUGGCUCAUAACCUCUGAUGAAUUAUGGGCACACGCCUUGCUGGUGGUAGAACAAUAUAACCGCAUCACCUCAUACUGAAGUAUACAGUUCCACAUUCGACAGCCUUGCUAGAUAUGUAAUACAAAUUCUCUCGCACUGUAUAUUACUUACAUCCUCGACUCGUCAUCGGAGCAGUCCGGGGGGGGGGCUGUCAACAAUGCAAAACCCGCAGUGAAGUCUGAAAAGACUCGUGAGGGUAUUAUAUUUCCCAUCCCGACAAGCAGC
Molecule: messenger RNA, 953 nt
Organism: Pisolithus orientalis
Lineage: Eukaryota; Fungi; Basidiomycota; Agaricomycetes; Boletales; Pisolithaceae
Exons: 4
Coding region: 149-706 (185 amino acids)
Source: RefSeq, a predicted model, not a curated record